AUGGGGUCGGACGGGCCCGUCUCCAGCGCCCACGCGAGCCCCGCCCCUGCGUCCGACGGACCCAGCGGCCACAGCGCGCGCAGCUCGACGCAGCCCGCGGCCUCGCGCGCCAGCGACCCCGACGCAGCCGCACCGAGUCGGGCAGCGGCGCCCCGGGCCGGCACGAGCCCCGGCGACGACGUGCAGCCGAGCGGCGCGUCACAUGCCUUGCACGCCGCUGCGGCGAUAGAUCCAGGGCCCCCGGCGCCUGGUGGCGGCGGCAGCGUGCGCGGCGCCUCGCAGGGUGCCAGCGAUGCGCCACCAUCUGCGGCGGUGCGCGCGAAGACAACGUCGGAGCACGUGGCCGCGAGGAACGGAUCCGCGCUGGAGACCGACGCGGCGCCGCUGCAGGCGUCGUCGUCGCACGCCGCCCCGGCGGCGUCGCGCGGCGGGCACGCCCCCGCGAGCGGCGUGAUGCAGCGUCUGGCGUCGCUGAAGCUGGCCGCCGAGGGCCGCCUGUCGUCCGGGAACAAGGAGGUCGACUCGCCGGGGCCCGGGAGUGCCGCGGUCGUGGGGAACGACUGGGGGGUCGACUUGGACAAGGUGUCUGACGGGAGCCUGCACUACCCCUACGAGGCGCUCAAGGCGGGGCGGGAGUGGCCGAGCGACGUGAACCCCGCGGCGCGCGAGCAGUACUUGACGGAGGAGGACUUUCUGGAGGUGUUCGGCAUGAGCAAGAGCGCCUUCGCGCGGUUGGCUGGGUGGCGGCAGGCAGCGCUCAAACGCGACAAGGGGCUGUUCUGA
This is a messenger RNA of Pedinophyceae sp. YPF-701, 783 nucleotides long. The record is from the annotation of a GenBank genome assembly. Lineage: Eukaryota; Viridiplantae; Chlorophyta; Pedinophyceae.